Molecule: messenger RNA, 3353 nt
Organism: Chilo suppressalis (striped riceborer)
Lineage: Eukaryota; Metazoa; Arthropoda; Insecta; Lepidoptera; Crambidae
Source: the annotation of a GenBank genome assembly
AUGUUAAGUAAAAUAUUUAAGAUUACGCUAUCUGGAAUUGGUGUCCUUUGCCUUCCCAUAAAGGGAAAAUAUAAGAAAUGAAAACAACGGAAGCAGACGGGGUGGGAGGCACUUGGUUGGGCGCGCAAAUUGUAAUAAAUUUGUCCGGUGGUCAAAAGUACGAAGAUGUGCGAUAAAAUGUAUGUUAAUUAAUGAGUUAUCAGUACCCACGUAUUAUCUAAUUCCAGAUAAUUGCAGAGUGAUGAUAUGAAUUGAAAGUAAGGUUAUAAUUUAAUCAGUAGUUUACGAGAUUUCUCCAAAUUUAUACUUCCUGAAUACGAAUUAAAUUAAAACUGGGUCAAACUCCGUUAAUUAUUUCUUCCCUUUACUAAAAUGUCGGUGUCUAUAGUUAAUAAUAUUGUAAUUGGCCCUGAAGAGGUGUUCAUUCCAGCUCAUUUAUCAUUUGGACAGUUCAUGUUCGAUAAAUUAAAGGAAGGAGGAAACAAUGUUGCUCUGGUGUCCGCAGAAACACAUGAGACUAUUACAUACAUAGAAUUACUAAAGCAAAGUGUUGAUCUAGCCGUUGCCCUUAAAAAGCUUGGGCUGAAGAAAAAUGAUGUUGUGGGUAUCAGCUCUGAGAACAGAAUUGAGUUCAUGGUGACAGUGCUUGCCAUAGUUUUUUGUGGUGGACAACUUUCUUUACUUAAUUUUACUUACACACCAGAGGAAGUGACACAUUUAAUAAAUAUGGUUAAACCAAAAUUUAUAUUCGUCUCGCCUAUUUCUGCCCAAAAUAUUUAUGAUACAUGCCAAAAUGUAUCAUUUGUUGAAAAACUUAUAAUGUUUGGGGAGUAUGAUGUUGUGCCUUCAACAAUGUACAAUAACUUAGUAAAAGAAAGUGUUAAUGUCGAUGGAUUUGUGUUGGAAGAUGUGAAUGGGAAAAAUGACACUCUGGCAAUAAUGCUCUCUUCAGGCACCACAGGGUUACCCAAAGGUGUCAUGCUAACUCAUGUAAAUUUACUAACAUCAAUAGCUCAUAUGAAAUACUAUUUCAAUACAUCAAUGAAGAUGUACAAUUAUCAUAUGAACACUGCGAUGACAUUGAUUCCAUGGUUUCACGCUUAUGGUUUCAUCACAACAAUAACUGGGAUGAUAGAACAUAUUAAAACUGUGUUUCUAGUGCGUUUCGACCCUCAACAGUAUUUAGAAACAAUUCAAAACUACAAGGUUAACAUGACUACAAUAGUUCCACCUAUAGCAGUUUUCCUUGCUAAAGAUCCCCUAGUUUUGAAAUAUGAUCUUUCUUCACUGAAUGAAGUUUGGUGCGGAGCAGCUCCCCUGUCCAAAAAUAUACAAAAUGCUAUUUCUGCAAGGACUGGUUUACGUCGCAUAAAAAAUGGGUAUGGGCUGACAGAGGUGACAAUGGGUGUGUGCCUGGAUUAUAUGGAACACAACAAGCCAGGCACUUGCGGUCAGCCCGGCCCUGGGGUGCGGUUAAAGGUUGUGGACAUAGAUAGCGGCGCGAAGUUGGGCCCGGGGCAGGAGGGCGAACUGUGCGUCAAGUCAGUGUUGCGAAUGAAGGGGUACGUUGGCGACGCGGCAGCCGAAGGAGAAGCCUUAUUCGACGACGAGGGAUUCGUUCACACCGGCGACGUAGGCUACUACGACGAAGACGGGUACGUUUACAUCGUCGAUCGGCUCAAGGAACUCAUCAAGUAUAAGGGAUAUCAGGUUGCCCCGGCACAGUUAGAAGCGUUGCUACUGAAGCAUCCGGGCGUGGCUGAUUGCGGGGUAGUUGGAACGCCAGACGAAAUGGCCGGCGAAUUGCCCACCGCCUUUGUGGUGUUGCAACCCGAUACUAAACUCAGCGAACAAGACCUCGUCGACUAUAUCGCCUCCAAGGUAUCACCUACAAAGCAUUUACGAGGUGGUGUUCGUUUCAUAGACGAAAUUCCGAAAAACCCAUCGGGGAAAAUUCUGAGGCGCCUGUUGAAGACAAUGGUACAAAAACCAAAGAGUAAACUUUAAACCAAAUCAAAAUACAUUAAAUAUUAUUUUAUUAAGUAUUGAUCACAAGUCCUGAUUAAAUUAUCUAAUUGUAAUUUUGAUUGACAUGAUUUUUUGACAAAUAGUAUUUGUUAUUUAUUGUUAAGUUAAUAAGUAAGUCAGUCUUGUACUUAGUUAUUCCUAGCAGUUAGCUUCAAUACUUCGUGAUAAUGUUUACGUUGCUUCAUGGAGAAUAACUUGUACGAAAAAAGCAUCAAGGAUUAAUCGAAAGAGCAUGCAAACAACACUUAAUUCUUCAAUUUUAAACUGUACAUGAUUAAAGUGUUACCUGAGAGUUUUCAAGUCACGAUUGUUCCAGAUAUGAUCUGAAACAAUUAAAAUAUUUCGUAGAUAUGUACAAGCGAUUGCCAAUUAUAAACAGUGAUUUAGUGAAAUAAAAUGCCUGUUUAUUGCUUUUAUACAUUUAUUUACAUAAUAAACUUUUUAUUUUACAAAAUUGAUUUUUAUGAACCUUAUUUAGGGAUAUAUGGUAUUCAAGUUUUUUUUCUAUCCUGACCUUACUUUACAAUAGUAAAAUUAUAAGAUAUCUUUUCACACAGCAAAAUGUAUUUCAGUAAACAUUGGAUGGUGUAAAUAAAAAAUAAAUUGAGUAGAAUGAACUAGGUACAGUACGCUGGCCAGUGGUAAUGACGUCAUGAUUUCGACGCUAUAUUGCACUGGUGUAGUAAUAGUGUUGUCAAUAUGGCGUCGAAAUCAUGACGUCAUUACCACUGGUCAGCGUACUGGUGUUUGAUUCGGAAUACACCCAAUAUGAUGCUAUCAUCUGUUAUUUAUUUGCUAGCGCUUCUUUCAAUUCUUGGGGUAUUUUACUGAUUGCGUAUUUGUGAAGAUCAUCAUUGACAGCAGCUAGAACGCCCAUUUUGUUCGGUCUAGAUUCUGAAGCACCAUACUUGUAGAAAUUACCAACAAUGUCAGUCAGUUUGCCGCCUGCAGCAGAGAGUAUUGCCUCAGGGCCACAUGUGUCCCAUUUCUUACAUCCAGGACUAGCAAAUACAUAUACGGACGCCUGCCCUUCCAAUACUUGUAACCUGCCCCACCAACUCGCAGGAUUUGUGAAGCUUCCAUGACUUGCAAAGCUUUUUCAACAAGAGGGUUAGAAUGACUUCUUGUUGUAGUAAUAAUCAAAGAGUCUGGGGGUGCGGCAGAUGAAAAACCGCCCACGCCAGCUUCUUGCAGCCCCCAUAUUGUUCUACCCAAUUUUUUUUCACCAUCCACAAUUGAUUUAUAAUAUGGUUGGUGGAUCACACCUGCUACAGGUUUUUCAUUAACAGCUAUUCCAAUUAAUACUGUAACAUGUUCUAAAAACC